AUGGUCCUGACGUGGGAGGAUCUGGUGAAUGUUCGUGUAGGUUUACUUACCGAUAAUAUCGACGAGCAAGAUGAAGAUGAUGGCCCCGAAGACUCGUUGACAGCUAUUCCGUUCUUCUUCUGGGAAAAGUAUCUCCGGCAUUGGUGGCCAAAGGUAAAAAUCUUCAUCAUCGUCACAGAUGACUACGGCAAGUAUCAAGGAAUGGAAUCGAACCACCCCACGAACCCUGCUAUGCAGGGCGAUCAGGUAUGGCCUGAACCGAAAUACCAGGAACUUUGCGACCCAAGGUACCAGUACCUGGAGACGGCGACCAUCUUUGGGGACGUGAAAGAACAAGGCUUGACCAUGGUUGUGUUCUGCACUAAUGACGAGGUUUGCGAAUGGUGGGAUAACGUCUUUAGUGAUCUCGGAUGGGACAAAGACAUCGGACAAUACGUCAUCCGUCCUAUCGGCACCACUGCUCAGGAAAUUUCUGAUGCCAUCCAUGGCACUGUGCACGACAUGGCACAGUGCACGCCUAUCGAAACGACCACUACUACCACGACUACGACCCCCACCACGACUACGACCCCCACCACCACUACAACCCCCACCACCACUACGACCACCACCACGACGAAGACAACCACCACGACGAAGACAACCACUCCGAAAACCGUGACCACGACCGCAACGGUUACUGGCACUACGUCUGCUGCCGCUAAGACCAAUACGGCCGUGGUGGUCGGUAGCGCUUCCGCUGGCGCACUCGCGCUCUUGUUGGGCGGCCUGGGAGCGUACCGACAGAUAGGCGGCGGACCGGCUGACCUAGCGGUGGAAGAGGAGGCUGCGGGUGGCGACUUUGACGAUGACUUCCGAAGAGAAGCAGCUGUAGGUGUAGAUGAGCAUCAAUUUGCAUAG
This is a messenger RNA of Gregarina niphandrodes, 900 nucleotides long. RefSeq lists its product as hypothetical. The transcript has a single exon. The coding region runs from base 1 to 900 and encodes 299 amino acids. NCBI's taxonomy places the organism in Eukaryota, Apicomplexa, Conoidasida, Eugregarinorida, Gregarinidae. The record is from RefSeq and is a predicted model, not a curated record.